Messenger RNA from Cotesia congregata, 633 nucleotides. The record is from the annotation of a GenBank genome assembly. Lineage: Eukaryota; Metazoa; Arthropoda; Insecta; Hymenoptera; Braconidae.
AUGUAUCACCAAGAAAACCUUAAAAAAGUGCGAGUUAUUCUGAAGAGAAAUAAUUAUCCUACUAAGUUCAUCGAUUGCAGUAUUAAUAAAUUUAAGAGCAAACAUAUGGAUGACAGGAGGGAUAAUUUGAGAGCUGAUAAGCAAGAAAAUCGAUUCAGGUUCCCUUACAUCAGGGGCUUAUCGCAAAAUAUUAUGAGAUGUUUCAGAGUAACGGAUUGGAAACCAGCAUUCUAUAACAUAAAGAAGGUUGGAGACAUAUAUACAAGUUUAAAGGAUAAGGUAAAACUGAGGAUAGGUCCGAGGUUAUUUACAAAAUUAAUUGUAGUUGUGGCUUGUGUUCAUCGGGUUUACCAACAUCGGUACAGCUGUGAAGAGAAGAACAAGGAUAAAGAAAAUCAAACGGCAUUAGCAGCUCAUCAUUUUUCUUCGGAUCAUAAUUUUGAUUUUGAGAAUGUUAAAAUUAUCGAUUCGGAGUCAAAUUGGUGGAAGAGGAACAUCAGCGAAAUGGUUCAGAUUUGUUUACAUGACACGGUGAAUUGUAAGCCAGACACAGAAAAUUUGAAUUGCAUGUAUCAUGGCCUCAUUGAAAAAUUCAAAUGUAACCGGAAACAUCCACGCCGCCAAAUGGAGUAA